This is a messenger RNA of Melopsittacus undulatus (budgerigar), 2423 nucleotides long. RefSeq names its product Rho GTPase activating protein 25 (gene ARHGAP25). The transcript is spliced from 11 exons. Gene Ontology annotation, biological process: signal transduction; actin filament organization; activation of GTPase activity. The record is from RefSeq and is a predicted model, not a curated record. NCBI's taxonomy places the organism in Eukaryota, Metazoa, Chordata, Aves, Psittaciformes, Psittaculidae. Gene Ontology annotation, molecular function: GTPase activator activity. Gene Ontology annotation, cellular component: phagocytic cup. The coding region runs from base 64 to 2025 and encodes 653 amino acids.
GUUUCCGUCCGUCUCCUAAGCAAGGCCCCCCCAUAAGAAAGCAGAAGCUUUUCCUGGUCCAAAAUGUCCCUGAAGCUGCCACGGAACUGGGAUUUCAACCUCAGAAUGGAUGCUGCCAAAAUAGCGCGGUCCCGGAGCGUGAUGAGCGGGGAUGCAGCGGGGGCCGGGCCGGGUGCCCCCAGUGCACUGCAGCGGCCACUAAAGGAUGGCUGGCUCAAGAAGCAGCGCUCCAUCGUCAAGAACUGGCAGCAGCGCUACUUUGUGCUCAAGGGACAGCAGCUUUACUACUACAAGGAUGAGGAUGAUGUCAAGCCACAGGGCUGCCUGUCCCUCCAGGGAAGCACCAUCAAGGAGGUGGCCAGCAACCCAGAGGAAGGAGGGAAAUUCAUCUUUGAGAUCAUCCCCGGCUUCUCCGGAGAGCAGAGUCGGGCUGGGCAGGACCCCUGUGUGCUCAUGGCUAAUUCCCAGUCGGAGAUGGAAGAAUGGGUUAAAUCCAUCCGACGGGUGCUGGGAUCCACAUCAGGAGCUGUAUUCGGGCAGCACUUGGCUGAGACCAUGUCCUACGAGCAGAGGUUUGGGCAGCACCAGGUCCCCAUCCUGGUGCAGAAGUGUGCUGAGUUCAUCCGGGAGCAUGGUGUCAGUGAGGAGGGCAUCUUCCGCCUCCCCGGCCAGGACAACCUGGUGAAGCAGCUCAGGGAUGCCUUCGAUGCUGGGGAAAGGCCAUCGUUUGACCGGGAUACGGAUGUUCACACCGUGGCCUCACUGCUCAAGCUCUACCUGCGGGAGCUGCCGGAGCCAGUGGUGCCCUGGAUGCAGUAUGAGGACUUCCUGCUGUGCGGGCAGGCGCUGGAUGCGGAUGAGAGGAAGGGCCAUGAGGAGCUCCUGAAGCAGCUGUCCCUCCUGCCCAGAGACAACUACAACCUCCUCAGCUAUGUCUGCAGGUUUCUACAUGAAAUCCAGCUGAAUUCUAGUGUCAACAAGAUGAGUGUGGAUAACCUGGCAACAGUGAUCGGAGUGAACCUCAUCAGACCCAAGAAAGAGGAUCCUGCCAUUAUUAUGAGAGGCACCCCACAGAUCCAGAAGGUGAUGACUGUGCUGAUCAGUGACCAUGCAAACCUCUUCCCCCCAUCCAAGGAUGUGCCACCCUCCCCUCCCACCCACAACAACGACAAGAAGGCACCAAUCCUGCGCAGCUCUGUGGGCUGGGGCGCUGCUGAGGACCCGGCGGUGGCCAGGGCUGAUGCAUUGAUCCAAAGGCAAACGAGAGAUGACCUGAAUCCCAGCCCUGCUCCUGGACCAGCUGCCAGCUCAAGUGCACCCAGAGAAGAUAAAGGGCCCAAAGAUCCACUGGGAAUGUGGAAAACACAGACAAGGAAAAGAACUCAGACUUUACCCAACAGGAAACCUGCCCUGGCAGCUGCUUCCGCAGGGCAGAAAGGCAGCAAUGACAGGAAUGACUCAUUGGAAGGCUGGAAAAGCUCUGCUGGGAGCAGCCUGCGCCCUGUGGUUCCUGAGGGACACAAGAGAACGUUGUCUCAUGAUCUGUUUAAGCUGCUCGACCUUCACAGGGCUUCAACCAAUGAUAACAUUCCCACUUCCCAGGCAGAGAGUGGGGAAGGCAGCGGCUCCGAGAGGGAAUUCCUGCCUUGUCCCAGUCCCAGCCAUGAGCCAGAGGACAGAGCCAGUGCCACCAGCAGCCCUGCCGAGGUGGCCAAGCCUGAUGAAGAGAGCAAGGAGUCCCUGCAGAACAUGGUCCUGAAGCUGGAAAGAGAGAUGGAGCUACAGAAGAAAGACUACGAGGAGCAGAUUAGAAGUCUUGAGAAGGAAAACUAUGAAGUCUGGACCAAACUGCUGAGGCUGAAUCAGGACAUAGAGAAGGAGAAGAAGAAAUCCGAGCAACUGGAGCUGAAGUUGAUGAACGUGGAGCGCUCAUGGGAGGAGAUGGAGAAGAAAAACAAGAUGCUUGAGGAGGAGAUUCAGAACUUGGCUAAAUCCACAAGCAAAAGUGAUGCUAAAACCAACUAGAAGACAGCUUUGCAUAGCUGCAUGAGUGCACAGGAAUCGCCAAGCAGGUUCAGAGCCAGGGACUUGUAUUGGCCCAUGUUCUGCUACUGCCCAUGGGCUGGGUUGGAGGAAGGAGCCCAGAAGUUACAGGGUGAUUUAUGCUCUGAAACAGGAAGUUUCGAACAUGUUCUUUAGCUUUUUUUGGGUGUUUUUUGCAACUCCUCUUUCAGCUGCUCAAGGAACCUGUAGAACAGAACACCUCUUGCUGCUUAAUCGGAGCAUUGAGCAUCCCUGCUGCCAGCCAGCUGGCUCCUUGCUGGAGAUACCUCCAGUGCUUCUGAAUGGGACAAAGGCCAUAAAUCCUGGAUCCAUGGAGUUGGAAAAGCCCCAAGGUCUGGGGUGCCUGGAUGGUGGUGGUG